Synchiropus splendidus (mandarinfish) is the source of this 1996-nucleotide messenger RNA. RefSeq names its product tropomyosin 4a (gene tpm4a). Bases 393 to 1139 code for a protein of 248 amino acids. The record is from RefSeq and is a predicted model, not a curated record. Gene Ontology annotation, cellular component: actin filament. The transcript has 8 exons. Gene Ontology annotation, biological process: actin filament organization; muscle contraction. Lineage: Eukaryota; Metazoa; Chordata; Actinopteri; Syngnathiformes; Callionymidae. Gene Ontology annotation, molecular function: actin filament binding.
CUCCUCCUCCGGCCUCUUCAGUCUGGCGCUCUCCGCUAUUCUCUCGGCGCAGCUCUUCCACUCCUCUCCAUUCCUCUAUCACAAGGACCAAAACUUUCACAUUCCCGAGGAAGCUUUUGAUCUUCACACAUUCGUCAACUGAAAGAGAGCUUCGCGGAACACCUGGACGCUUCCUGGUUAUAUAACUUUUCUUGCACUUGAACGCCUCACUAACAUUCCCAACUCCUCCAAAGGAUUUUCCCUCUCUUCUUCAAACGCCACAAACUCCCUUUUUUUUUAAACAAACGACCACUUUUUAGGAGACUCUCUUGCUGCUGUACAGUGGUGACGCCGUCUUUAUAGUGUUUUUUUUUACUCGUCGAGUCUUAAAUUAAGCCUCAAAGCCGUCCAAAAUGGCCAGUAUAAACUCCCUGGAUGCUGUGAAGAGGAAGAUCCAGUGUUUGCAGCAGCAAGCGGACGAAGCCGAGGACCGGGCUCAGGUCCUGCAGCGGGAGCUGGACAGUGAACGCGACCUCCGGGAGAAAGCGGAGGGUGAUGUAGCAGCUCUGAACCGCAGGAUCCAGCUGGUGGAGGAGGAGUUGGACCGGGCCCAAGAGAGACUGGCCACAGCGCUGCAGAAACUGGAGGAGGCUGAGAAGGCUGCAGACGAGAGCGAGAGAGGGAUGAAGGUGAUAGAAAAUAGAGCGAUGAAGGAUGAGGAGAAGAUGGAGAUCCAGGAGAUGCAGCUGAAGGAAGCCAAACACAUUGCAGAGGAGGCCGACCGCAAAUAUGAGGAGGUUGCUCGCAAGCUGGUGAUCCUGGAGGGAGAACUGGAGAGAGCCGAGGAGAGGGCAGAGCUCUCAGAAUGUAAAGCCAGUGACCUGGAGGAGGAGCUGAAAAAUGUGACCAAUAACCUGAAAUCCUUAGAGGCCCAGUCGGAGAAGUACUCUGAAAAAGAAGACAAGUACGAGGAGGAAAUCAAAGUCCUGACUGACAAACUGAAGGAGGCUGAGACUCGUGCAGAGUUUGCUGAGAGGACAGUUGCCAAACUGGAAAAGUCGAUCGAUGACCUGGAAGAAAAACUAUCACAGGCCAAGGAGGACAAUCUGUGUAUGCACCAAGUCCUGGACCAGACCCUGCACGAACUGAACACCUUAUAAACACACCGGAGAGUGUCACAUUCCAGCAACGUUUGAUUUCAUUCCACAUUUCAAGCAGUAAAUUCUCCUUCCUGUUUAAAAUGGGAUUAACUUAAUUCUUGUCCCUUGAUGGUUUUGUUUAAUAUUUCUUUGUUUCUUAAAGCACAACUUUACCUUUUUUUAUACAAUAAAGUCUCGUCUGUAUCUCCUGGCUGCAGAAACGAUCACCACUUGUUAAGAAAGCGUUUGGCAGGUACUGAAAACCUGUGGAAUGUCAAAUCAUGAACCCAAUUUGUUAUCGAAAAGGCACAUUUAUGCUUUUGACUGUUCGUCAAGUCAUGAUUUUAGGUCCCUUGCCAGACGUCUCCAAAGUGCCAUCUCGUGGUAGUGUGAGUAACUACAGAUUUUGAAGGUUUCUUCUUCAGAUUUUGUUGUUAACGUCAGACACCUGUUUUUUUGCUGAAAUGUUGGCUGGAAAUUGUACUCACAAAUAACAAAUUAUCAACAUCGGUGUAUGUGUGAAGACCUUCCAUUUUGAUGUCAAGUUUCUGCCAACAUUUUGCCACGAUGUAGCUGAAAUGUACAAUAUUUCUAAUUACACUGCACCCUUAACAAGCAGAAUUCUCUCUGUAUGGCUUUUAUUCUUUCCCCCUUUUUUUUAAAAAUAAUUUUGCUUCACCACUUUUUAUGCCAGAGGAACUUAAAAGACCAAAGAACACUCAUACCACAUGGAUUGUUAAGUGUUUUAUUUUCAUUUUGGUCAUUUCUGUAUCUCAUAGCAGGGCCCUCAAGUAGCUUCAAAUUAGAAUUUAAGAACCUAUUUCCAUUCGUCACCACCAUCUUUCUGUGUCUACUAAUAAAUGUUUUACAGAAAUCAA